Molecule: messenger RNA, 770 nt
Organism: Mollisia scopiformis
Lineage: Eukaryota; Fungi; Ascomycota; Leotiomycetes; Helotiales; Mollisiaceae
Exons: 3
Coding region: 64-609 (181 amino acids)
Biological process (GO): mitochondrial respirasome assembly
Cellular component (GO): mitochondrion
Source: RefSeq, a predicted model, not a curated record
UCAGUUGGGAGAAUAGCACAGAGCUCACACGAGCAUUGACCCUGAUAUUGCAAUUGAUCCAAAAUGUCAAACAAUCCCCUCCCGUCCUCCUUCGAUGGAAAUUCCGAUUUCUACGAAGAAAACCGCUGGCAGAAAUUCUCCCGCCGACUAAAAGAAGAACCCUUAAUCCCACUAGGAUGUGUCCUAACCUGCAUGGCCCUCUUUGGCGCAUCCCGCUCCAUCCGCGCCGGGGACCACAAUCGCACGAAUCGCAUGUUCCGCGCACGUAUCUAUGCCCAAGGCUUCACGCUCGUGGCUAUAGUUGCUGGGAGCAUGUAUUGGCAGACCGACAGGCAGAAGAGGAAGGAAUUCGAUGUAGCGGUCGCGGAACGGAAAGCGAAGGAGAAGAAUGAGGCGUGGAUUAAGGAGUUGGAGGCUAGGGAUGAAGAGGAGAAGGAAUUGCGGGAGUUGAGGAGGCGGAGAGCGGAGGGACGACAGGCGAUCAAGAAGGAGGAGAAGAUUUUGGAACAGGUGGAUAGUGGGAAGGGGGCUAGUAGUGUGGUAGAAGACGAGGAGAGGAAAAAGAGUGUGCUGGAGAGUGUGCAGGAGAUGGUUUGGGGGAAGAAAUAAGUGACCAAGGGAUGAAACUGGGAGUGAAGAUUGUACAUUUGCACAUGCGAGCAUUUCGGAUGGAGUUUGGACAUAUGGGAUGUACACUAUCUAUGGUGAACAAAAUGGAAGCGCCAUUCAAUGUUUAUACAAGAAUUGAGAUUCAAGAUGUCAUGACCUCG